Salvia hispanica is the source of this 1860-nucleotide messenger RNA. RefSeq names its product double-stranded RNA-binding protein 1-like. Gene Ontology annotation, cellular component: nucleus. Gene Ontology annotation, biological process: regulation of gene expression; RNA processing. Gene Ontology annotation, molecular function: double-stranded RNA binding; ribonuclease III activity. The record is from RefSeq and is a predicted model, not a curated record. NCBI's taxonomy places the organism in Eukaryota, Viridiplantae, Streptophyta, Magnoliopsida, Lamiales, Lamiaceae.
AUUGAAGUAUAGAUUAAACUUUUCAAGAGUUCUCAGUGUGGUGUACUAGUCUUGAAAUUCAGGGUUCUCCAUUUUCGCUGAGUAAUUGGAGUUUUUUUUACUGAAGUCCUUUUUCGAAUUUAGGGAUGUUGGUGAUUUGGGAAAUUUUAAUGGAAAAGGAUUAAAGAAUUUGGUUGCUUUAGGAAAGACUUUAGGCUUCUCACUCAUUCCAUCUUGGAUUGUUUGCUCUAAUCAUUGUGCAAUGCCCAAAUUAAGUAAACUAUUGUGAUUUGUGAAGAUGCAUUUGAUUUUUUAUGUAAUCUUGAAAAGUGCACCGUCAAAUUGGUGAUUUAGAAUUUUAGCAAGGAUGUUACCAGCCUUGGAGUAAUUAAAGAAUGACAAAAAAAGGAGUAGUGUCGAACGGGUCAGGACAACCUGAAAGUAUUUCAGAUGGAAGCUGGUCAGAUUGAUGUUGAUGGUAGUGUUGAGAUUGUGACUGGGACAUCUUACACGCCUCCAGCCCCUCCAGCUCAGGAGGUCAAGGGCACCAAUCAGGAAUCACAAGAGAAAGAUAAAUCUUCAAGUGUCUCAAACUGUUAUGUCUUUAAGAGCCAACUGCAAGAAUAUUGUCAGAAAAUGGGAUUAGUCACUCCAGUUUAUGAAACUAUCAAGGAAGGCCCUUCUCACGAGCCUAUUUUUAAAUCAGCUGUUGUUGUGAACAAUGUUAGAUAUGAUUCUCUGCCUGGAUUUUUCAACCGGAAGGCAGCAGAGCAGUCAGCUGCUGAAGUUGCUCUCAUAGAGCUCGCCAAAUCCAACAAUGUUAAUUGCGGGAUCUCCCAACCUGUGCAUGAGACGGGCUUGUGCAAGAACUUGUUGCAAGAAUAUGCUCAAAAGAUGAACUAUGCCAUUCCUGUGUAUGACUGCCGUAAGGAAGAGAGAGAAGGCAAAGUGCCCAUGUAUUCCUGCAUUGUUGAAAUUGGGAGUAUCAAGUAUAUUGGAGCUUCAGCAGGCACAAAGAAAGAGGCUGAAAUAAAAGCUGCCAGGACGGCCUUGCUAGCCAUUCAGACUGCAGUGCCCGUCGCCGAAGAUCACACCACGGGAAACACCAUUUACACCGUUAUCCCACACAAAAAGAAGGCAUCUGAUCUUACAAUCAACAGUCAGGAGACUAAAGCAUCCCUGAAGCCAAAGAAAGGUCGGAUCAAGAAGCAGUAUCGGAAGAAGAGGCGGCCUGGGAUGAAAGACGAUGCUGCUGGAGGUACAGCUCAUAUGGAGGUCAGUGCAGAUGGCCAGGCUGGAGUCGGGUCAACUUCUACAGAUGCUGGGAGCUCUGAGACAAAUGCUGCUUUUGUUGUUGGAGUUGAUACAAUUGGACAGGGAGGAUUGCAAGUGGAUGCAGCUUAUAAUGUUGACAGUCAAGGCAAAAUGAGUGGUGGAUUGGAUAUGCAUGAGGAAAGGCAAAGACAAGAGCAGCCGCUUGGUGUCAGCUCCCAUGGAGAUUCUGGGAUGAAUACAUGCAGUACACACGAUGGACAUCUGGAAAAUGCUGGAGUUCCAGUGACGGAUGCUAACUGAUUAAGAGAGCUUCUAACCUAUGAUGUGGAUUGCCACCAUUGGUGAUAGAUUUUCAUAUUUGUCAAUUAGGUACUUACUACUAUGGAGGGAUAUGCCCAUGAAAACUUGUAUCAAAGAUCUAUUAGGCCAUGGAUUGAACUUUAGCUUAAUCAUGGCAGCCUGUAUUUUGAAUCUUUGAUGUCUCUUAGAAAUUGUAACAAAUUAACUCAGACUUAUUCAUGUGAUUUGCAUCAAACAGGCUGUGCACUUUCAGUGACAUUUUGAAUGGUGAAAAGAUUGUAUAAAGAUCCAAAUAGCUUGUGAGUA